Aplysia californica (California sea hare) is the source of this 4170-nucleotide messenger RNA. RefSeq names its product putative Polycomb group protein ASXL2. Lineage: Eukaryota; Metazoa; Mollusca; Gastropoda; Aplysiida; Aplysiidae. The transcript has 10 exons. Gene Ontology annotation, cellular component: PR-DUB complex. The coding region runs from base 156 to 3734 and encodes 1192 amino acids. Gene Ontology annotation, biological process: animal organ morphogenesis; positive regulation of transcription by RNA polymerase II. The record is from RefSeq and is a predicted model, not a curated record. Gene Ontology annotation, molecular function: DNA binding; chromatin binding.
GAAGUCAAAAAUAAAAUCCAAAAUGGCGACGGCCAGUCUACUUGGCGUAUGAAAACAAAAGGAUGUUUUUGUUUAUGUUUCAGCAUGUAUUGCAUAUUUGGGAUCUGUCUUGCUCACCUAACCAAGCACUCUUAGUGCUCCUCUCGUGUGAUUGAAUGAGAGACACUUAUGGCUGCUGCUUAAAAAUUUUGAAGUUCAUCAUGGAAAUGGAGAACCAGUCUCUGAAGGAUAACAGUAUCUCCGCCAGUUUGGUUCCCAGUCGUAGAAGUGUCAGACAGUCAAUGCGCAACAAGAAAUACAAAUUUGACCCCUCCGAUUUCAAGCCAAAGCCUAGGGCGUCAAACUUAUCAACUGUAACAAAAACAAACGGACCUACUACAUUAUCCAUCAAAACGGAUGAUGUUUUCACUAUGAAGAGUUCCGAUUGCUCAAAGACUCUCAAGAUUUCCAAUGGCCCACAGCACAUGUCAAAAACAAACAGCAAGAGGUGCUUUCCUACUUUGUUUGCCAAGGGAGGAAUGAAAUUUAGCAUGCGGCCGAGAAAAAGAAGCAGCAAACGGUCCAAGUCUGUGGCAGCCCAGAUUGAGCAGACCAAGGAUGGAUGCAUUGACAUGACGCCAGACUCCAUCCUGUGUAAAACAAAUCUCAAGGGUUUGCUCAACUACAAGACUUUCAACCAGCUGCCGAGCAGCUACCAGUACAAGCUGGUCACCCUCCUGCCCCAGUGUGAUCAGAUCCCCGUCAUCAGCCCAGACGACCUCAGGUUAAGUUCAACAGCUUUAAACAAUGAAUUCUUCGCUAAAGCUUGUGGAGAGUGGAAAGACCGGCUGGCGGAAGGUGAGUUCACCUCCGACAAUCAACAACGGUUGAAGCUUGAGGAAGAGAAAGAACAGAGUAAAAUGGAUGCAUGGAAGGCAAAGCACUUUGAGCCGGUGUGGGGACACAGCAAAUUGCUGUCGGACGUACCCAAGGCCACAGGUCCAUCCCCCACCCAACUGGGAUCUCACCUGGAGCAGUUUGCAGCCGUCCCGAAGGCGUCGAAGCCGACGACGAUCCUCAAGUCCAACAUGCGGGUGUCCUCGAUGAUCCAGAAACGCCACCUGUCCCGGGCCAUCAGGGCCAGCGUGGAGAGCGCUCUUCCAGCCGCCAAAAAGUCCAUGUCCAACUCUGCGAGGAGCGAGGCGACCCCGUCUGCCCCCGCGGCCAAUCACCACGUGGUCUCGGACCGCUCCUCCGCCUCCCCCCUCCCCGCCUCCGCCUCGUCGGCGUCGGAAUCCUCGCCCAACUCCACUUCCUCCACCGCCUCCAGCAACAACUCCACCCUGGACUCGGCCAUCGCUGCCAGCCGCGAGGCUCUCGCCAGACAGGUGGAGAAACUCAGAUCGGAAGACAGGACGGAGAUCCUGGGAGUGACGCCUGCCAAGAAACGUCGUGUGGUUGGGUCUGCUGGGGGGCCAUCGGCCGUCAGACUGCCGCAGCAGACGCAGGCCCAGGCCAGGACGCUGGCCCAGAUCAGGGCGCAGACUCAGGCGGCGAAGAACAACAACAAGAACAUGAACGUCCUGCCCCCGUCGAGCCACAGCAAGCCCGCGUCUGCUUCCUCCAGCGGCUCCUCACAGGGCAUCACCAGAACGGUCACCAUGACUUCCACUGGCAUCAUCAUUAAAACACAGGGCCAGACGCGGACCCUGGCUCAGAUAAAAGCUCAGACGCAGGCCGCUAGAGCCAACUCGGUCGCCGCCUCCACCCCAGGUGGUCCGCCGGCCCAGAGCAAUCAGGCAAUGCGUAGCUUGUUGGCCAGCGGCCCUCUAUGCAAAGUGGCCCCCACGCAGACGAGAACUUUGGCGCAAAUCAAAGCUCAGACGCAGGCGCGGGCCCCCAUCCAGCCUCAGGUAAUCAAACCGCCUUCCUCGUCGAACCUGCUGUCUUCGGAGCUGAGUGCAAGCAGCACUAGUGGGCUGACCCCACAGCAGCAGCACGUGCCAAACAUUUUAUCCUCUACCAACAGCAAAAUCCGAGCUUCGGCUGACCUUCAGAGUAGCGCAUCCGAUGUGAACCUCAAGCGAUCCAUACAGAUUUGUCAGGCCGAGUUCAAGAAAAGUUUGACGAAAUCUGCCACGGUCAUUGGCACGGGAGGAACUACUUCCCCGGGGCCCAACCAAACUCCUCCCCCUCCACCCUCUCCUCUCCCUCCCGCGGCGUCUCAGACAGUGACCCCUCCCCCUCCCUCCCAGAGCCCGAGUGCCUCCAAACUCUUGUUCCCUCAGUCCUCCCUGAUCAGCGCUCAGCCCGCGGGCCAGGUAUCCACCCUCAACGUGAGCAACGGGCGGGUGUCAGGAGUUCCCUCCCCUCAACACCACUUCAUCCAGCCGCAGUCGCCGGCUAAGUCUUCUUCUCGCUCCGCCACGCCCACAACGCUGGUCAUUAACCGAGGGCGCGUUUCCCCCGCUACCACCGCAAAGUUCGUGUCCCUCCCGUGCAGCUCGGUCAAUUCAGGGACACACGCUGUCGACACGGGCGGCAGUAAAAUCUUCCUGGUCUCCCCGGCGAACAAAGAGUCGGGAGGUGCUGUUUUGCUGCUCAACAGCAACAGUAACCAGACUAUCGGCGCGUCUGUCAAACCACAGCACAGCCUUGGCGGUGGUGGUAGUGGCGGCAGUGUGGGGGUCGUCAAGUCCCUGGGGGCUGCAAGUCCCUCUGGGUUACCGUCAAGCAAUUCCCUCAGCUCCGCCAUCAGCCCGUCGACGUCCGUGGCGGUGGCUUCGUCCCAAGUCCCGCGACGACUCCUCACGCAAGACGCUCUGCGAGCCUUCCUCAACGCACCCCCGCGGGCAGCCAGUGCCCCGCCCAACAACGCCACCAACACCAAAGUGGAGACGCCGACCACGGCAGCGAUCGUCCGGUCAGCCAGUGUCGGAAAUAGCGGUGGUGGGCUACCCCCCCAGUCCUCGGCGCCCUCCACCCCCUCCCCCACAGCCCCCACCCCUCCCCCUCAUCAGACGUUCACCGUGUCCCUGGGCGACCUGCCUCAAGGCAUCACCAUUCAGAACUUCAACAACCCCGGAGUCAUCCCCCCCUCCUCUGCCUCCUCCUCCUCAUCUGCACACACGGCCAACAAUAUCCUCAUCCCUAACCCUAACCAGAUCCGGGUCAUCUCGCGAUCUUCCUCAUCAGGGAGCCCGUCGCCCAUCCCCGCCUCCUCCUCUCCCUCCCCCGGAGUCUCGGGGACCUUCAGCGUCCACAAGGUGGACCUCUCCUCCCUGUCCACGGCCGGCACGCCCACCAUCCCCACCUCCAUCCCGCCCCUCCGCUUCUCCCCGUCCCCCAUCGUGCCCGUGAGCAACAAUGCUAGUCAAAGCAUCUCAGGGAAAAAGUUUGGCACAGCUCGCAUCAUCCACGUGUCGGGCCCGGGCGGGAAGCUCCUGCAGACGUCGGCCCAGCUGGGCAGUCCCCUCAAGGUGGGCAAUGUGGUGAACAUUCAACCCAUGGUGUCGUCGGCCGUCACCCAGCAGGCCACGGCCAUCAAGUCGGCCACCGUGCUGGGCGUGCAGCCCUCUCAGGCGCCUUGCGAGCACCAGGCCGGCCUCCCCAGCGACCAGGGCUCCGACUCUGUGGGCUCCGGCUGCGCGUGUAAUCACAAAGCAAUGGUGGUGUGCAAGAAGUGCGGGGCAUUCUGCCACAACGACUGCAUCGGCCCGUCUAGGUUGUGCGUCACCUGCCUCAUCACCACCUGACAGCACAGGGAAUUAACAAGCUCUCCGACUAAUUCACCACAGGCGGCGCUGUUCCCAUGAGCUCCGGUCGUCUCCGUUGGACAGGAAACUGAAUGGAGUAGAUCUCGGUUUAUUUCACUACGGCCUGCGUGGUUCCUCAUAGCUCCCCUCUUGACCACCUGACAGGAGCUGGAAUUUAUGAGCUGUUGAACAACUUCAUUACUGACUACGCUGUUCCAAAUAGUUCCGUUCUUCACAAACAGAGGAGAAAGAGGCUAAGAUAGCACUUUGACAUGGGUGGCUGCUGCCUCUAUAAAUAGAUUAAUAAUGGUCAUUAGUUUCGCUCAAAUUGAUUUGGAUAAGACCAGAGGGCGAUAGAUACUUAUUUGAUUGAUUGACAGCUGAGUUCCAGGAACAUGGCACUCUGAAUGCCAGGCGUGCUCUCCCCAUCCCCAAC